AUGACCAGUAAAGUCAGAGGGGACGGUCGACUGCAAGUAAAAUUCAAACAGCUCAGCAGUCCAUUUCACUUCAGAGAUUUCAACGCUGACUGUUGCGAUGGUCAGGUGGCUCCAGGUUGCCGUCGUGUGUGUCGUCCAAAGUUUAAGAUAUGUUACAAAGGAGGAACAUCAAGUGGAAGUGAAAGCGGAAGUGGAAGUGGAAGUGGAUCAUUUCCAAGUGGAAGCUGCUUACAAACAAUUGAAACAGGAUUCUACAAUCCAAUUAUACAACCAGGAAACUCUCUAGUUAUAUUUACUGACAGUAAUGGAACUUUCAACUUUAGCUUCAACGCAUCAGCUCUGGAUCAACAUUAUAUUCAAGUAGAGGUGAUCGAUAACCUAUCACAAAAACUAAUAGACAUAAUCGAUAUAUCAGCGGCUUCCAGUUUGAUAAAUCAGACAUCAGACUUUACUGGUUCACGUGCAAGUCAUCCAAUAAAAUUGACAGUAGAGUGGCAGUUGUUCUGUGACAAAAACUGGUAUGACAACGAUUGUGGUGAAUACUGUGUGGCUCAAGACACAGCAAUCCCACCAGCCCAUUACACAUGCAACACAACAACAGGACAAAGGAUAUGCCUUGCAGGUUAUGAGAACUCAGACAGAAACUGUUCAACCGAGAUUAAUGAGUGUGAAUCGACUCCUUGUCAAAAUGGAGCUACAUGUCGUGAUGAUCUACAAAGGUACAGUUGUCAGUGUCCCAACUACUACACUGGAGGUCACUGUGAGACAGCAUUUUUUUGUUUACCUUUCCCAUGUGAGAACAAUGGCACAUGUCAAGACUUAACCAGCUCGUACAAAUGCACAUGCCAUCGUGAUUACACAGGAACAAACUGUGAAACACAUAUAGACAACUGUGCAUCUUAUCCUUGCCAAAAUGGGGGCCAAUGCAAUGAUGGCACUCUCAGCUACCAGUGUGACUGUAAGGAUGGCUAUACAGGCAUACACUGUGAAACAGAGAUUAAUGAAUGUUUGUCCAGUCCAUGUGUGCAAGGUACCUGUAUGGAUUAUGUUGCUUCCUAUCGUUGCAAUUGUAGACCAGGAUACACAGGAGUCAACUGUCCAACAGAAAUUGAUGAAUGUUUGUCGAGUCCGUGUCUACAUGGUGGUACAUGCUCAAAUCACAUCGACUCAUACUCUUGCUCGUGUGAUGUGGGAUACACAGGAGUCAACUGUGCAACAGAAAUUAAUGAGUGCAAUCGACAUGAUUGUGUAAACGGGGCAUGCCGAGAUCAAAUCGGGUUCUUCGUAUGUGACUGUACAGCUGGAUACAUGGGAACAAAAUGCGAAACAGGGAUCUUUGAGUGUUUUUCCAAUCCAUGUCAGCACAGCGGAACUUGUGUGGAUAUGAUCAAUGGAUAUCAAUGUCAAUGCACAGAAGGAUACACUGACAAGCAUUGUGACAUAAAUAUCAACGAAUGUCAGAGCAACCCAUGUCAAAAUGGAGGCAGCUGUCUUGACCUGGUGAACAGUUAUCAAUGCAACUGCCAAACAGGAUACACAGACAGUCACUGUACAACGAAUGUUGAUGAGUGUGCAUCCAUCCCAUGUCAAAAUAAUGCCACUUGUCAAGACAACAUUGGGCAGUUCAAAUGUUUGUGUCCAACUGGAUUCACAGACACUUUAUGUCAAACAAAUAUUGAUGAUUGUGUCAGAGUGCAGUGUCUCAAUGGUGGUUAUUGUAGUGAUCUCAUUGCUGACCAUCACUGCAACUGUCCUCCUGGAUACACAGGAAAGCGAUGUGAUGUUGGUAAGAAUAAGUGUAUUACGACUUUACAAUAA
Messenger RNA from Corticium candelabrum, 1818 nucleotides. Its product is annotated as fibropellin-1-like. Gene Ontology annotation, biological process: cell communication. The record is from RefSeq and is a predicted model, not a curated record. Gene Ontology annotation, cellular component: membrane. The transcript is spliced from 13 exons. The coding region runs from base 1 to 1818 and encodes 605 amino acids. Gene Ontology annotation, molecular function: calcium ion binding. Lineage: Eukaryota; Metazoa; Porifera; Homoscleromorpha; Homosclerophorida; Plakinidae.